GGAAAAUAGCAAAUUGCAUUACCUUUAUUCUCGCGAUGCAUGAAUCUAAUUCAGAUGUAUAACAUGUUCUUACGUCAAGGCGUGGAUGAAAUUAGUAGUGCCGAUUCCUUGCAAUUUGACAUCGGGACAAUUAAAAUUGCAACGGACAACUUUUCUGAUACAAACGAGCUUGGAAAAGGUGGAUUUGGUAUUGUUUACAAGGUAAUGAGACCCAAUCGAGUCGUAAAUUAUGUCAUUUUACUUGUCGUAAUUAGUUAAAUCUAAUAUCAUGAAUGUUGAGGUUAUAUAUAUGAUAGAUUUUGGUAUAUUCAUAUCUUUCAGGGUGAGCUUCCAAAUAGACAAGAAAUAGCUGUGGAGCGGUUGUCCAAGACUUCUCAACAAGGAGAUCUAGAAUUUAAGGAUGAGGUCAAGUUAGUGGCUACUCUUCAACAUAGGAAUUUGGUAAGGCUCCUAGGAUUUUGUUUGGAAGGAAAGGAAAGACUUCUAAUUUAUGAGUUUGUACCUAAUGCAAGCGUUGAAAAGUUCAUAUUUGAUCCAAACAAGAGUGCACUAUUGAAUUGGGAAAUGCGUCACAAACUUAUAGAAGGCAUCGCUCGAGGUCUUCUUUACCUCCAUGAAGAUUCGCGACUUCGUAUUAUUCACCGUGAUCUACAGGCUAGCAACAUCUUGUUAGAUGCAAAUAUGAAUCCAAAGAUUUUAGAUUUCGGCAUGGCAAGAUUAUUUGUAUCAGAUCAAACCCAAGGCAAAACGAGCAGAAUUGUGGGGACCUACGGAUACAUGCCUCCAGAAUAUGUAAUGUGCAGACAAUUUUCAGUAAAAUCUGAUGUGUUUAGUUUUGGCGUGUUAGUUCUGGAGAUAGUGAGUGGUAAAAAUAUUAACUCUAGUUUUGAGGGAGAGAAUGAAGCUGGCGGCCUUCUAAGUUAUGUAUGGAAAAAUUGGAGGGAGGGGACAACCUCAAAUACUGUAGAUGCCACAUUAAAGGCCAGGUCAACAAGUCAAACAAUGAGAUGCAUCCACAUUGGAUUAUUAUGUGUUCAAGAAAAUGUGGCUGUCAGACCAACCAUGGCUACAGUCGUCCUCAUGUUUAAUAGCCACUCUAUUACUCUACCAGUACCCUCAAGACCUGCAUUUCUUAUGCACAACACUAGAUCAGAUGUGUCGUCCCAAUCAAAGAACGGUGUUGGGGUAACAACACCAAAUAGGCGUGGAAGUUGCAUUGUCCAAGCCUCAAUAAAUGAAGCUUCAAUAUCUGAGCUAGAUGGUCGCUAACUUUAAUGGAAGCUAGUGGGAAUGCAAUUCUACAGGUUCAAGAUUCCCAUCCCCCACCCCCUGUUUUUCAAUUUCUUAAGCAACAUCUCUAUAAAUGAAGAUGGUGCAUUGGUGUGUAGUUAGGCAGCAAAAAUAUAUAUGGUGUCAUUUUCUUCAUCCCAAAUGUUUAGACGUGAUUAAACUUUAAAGUUU
Molecule: messenger RNA, 1461 nt
Organism: Carya illinoinensis
Lineage: Eukaryota; Viridiplantae; Streptophyta; Magnoliopsida; Fagales; Juglandaceae
Product: cysteine-rich receptor-like protein kinase 29
Exons: 4
Coding region: 565-1269 (234 amino acids)
Biological process (GO): protein phosphorylation
Molecular function (GO): protein kinase activity; ATP binding
Source: RefSeq, a predicted model, not a curated record